Molecule: messenger RNA, 2389 nt
Organism: Pelmatolapia mariae (spotted tilapia)
Lineage: Eukaryota; Metazoa; Chordata; Actinopteri; Cichliformes; Cichlidae
Gene: glod5
Product: glyoxalase domain containing 5
Exons: 4
Coding region: 1529-2041 (170 amino acids)
Source: RefSeq, a predicted model, not a curated record
CCCCCACCCCAAUUUGACUCCAGAACUGCCUUACAUCUUCAUGGCACAGAUUCAAUAAGGUGCUAGAAACAUCUCUCAAGAGAUUUUGGCAUCGUCAUUGACAUGACAGCGAGACUCAGCUGCUGCACAUCCAUGAUGCAAAUCUCCCAUUCCACCACAUCCAAAAAAAUGCUCUGUUGGAUUAUGAUCUAGUGACUGUGGAUGCCAUCUGAGUAAAGCGAACAGUUUACGAUGAUCUGAGCUUUGUGACACGGUACUUACCCUGCUGGAAGCAGUCCUCUGAAGAUUGGUACAUCGUGGUCAUAAAGGGACGGACACGGUCAAGUGAAACGACGUUCAGUUGGCACUGAGGGGUUCUAAGUGUGUUAAGAAAAUAUUCCCCACACCAUUACACCACCAGCAGCAGCCUGAACUGUUGAUGUGAGGCAGUUAAACUGUUGAUACAUGCUUUGAUGGCAUUUAUGCCACAUUCUCAUCUUACUAUUUGACUAUCGUAGGAGAAAUCGAGACUUAUCAGACCAGGCAACAUUUUUGAAAUCUUCUAUUGUCCAAUUUUGGUGAGGUUGUGUGACUUAUAGCCUCAGUUUCCUCAUCCUCUUCCUAUUGGCUUUAUCAGUCUAAAGCAGCCUAGCCAUUCUCCUCUGACCUCUGACAUUAACUAUGUAUUUUUCACCCAGAAAACUGUGGCUCACUGGACAUUUUCUCUUUUUCAGACCAUUAUCAGAAACACUCAGAUCAGCCCAUCUGGUACAAAGAGCAAUGCAACUUUCCAAGUCACUUGUACACCUUUCUUCCUGAUUAUGAUGCUUGGCUUGAACUUCAGCAUGUGAUCUUGACCAUAUCCACACGCCUAACUGCGCUGCAAAGCUGCCAUGUGAUUGCCUGAUUAGAUAUUUGCAUUAACAAGCACUUGAACAGGUGUACAUAAUGAAAUGGCCAGAAAGUGCACUUUAUUUGUACUUUGCCAGUCAUUUAUUAACGGGCCUCUGAGCAGAUCCUUAAAGCAUCCCAGAACAAGUAGAUGGAUCAUGAGUCUGCCUAUCAGCAGGCUCUAUAUCACAAACCAAAAAACUGUGACCCCUUUGUUUGAAAUUCAAUACUGCAAAUGUUAUAAAGGUGGGAUAGUGUGAGCAUUGUAAUGUGUGCAUUAAAUGACGGGCUUAGUGUACUUAGUAGUUUACCCUGAGCACUGUUUUUAUUUAAAUAGAGGAAAGCAGUACAUCAAUAUGACCUCAAUAACAAUAACAAAACUCAGACUAUUAUUUACAUUAAACGCAUGAUUACACUUUACGGCAGGGCAGCCGUACCUGCACAGGUGUACCUGUCAAACGAUUAGUGUUGUUAUUACCCCUCAGAAUCCCAGCCGACAGACAAAAAACAAUGGUCCUUGUUUAUGCCCAUGCACUCUGUAUAAACUGCAUGUUUCGACAAGCAUAUAAACGUACGGCCAUUGUGCUGUGGUAAAUGUUUCACAGGACACGAGUGGAAAAAACGAGGAAGUAGCCUACCGCUGUCACAUCACGGCAGGAUGGCGCUCCGGGCAGCUGGAGGUCGUUUAUGGCAGUUUCAGAAGAGCUGUCUGAAGGUUACCAGCUUUCAAACACUAGGAACUGUCAAAUACAAAAGAACCUGUCCCGUUGAAGUGAGCCAUCUGGAUCAUUUGGUGCUUACAGUGAAAAGUGUGCCAGAUACCAUCAGUUUUUACGGCUCAGUUCUUGGCAUGGAGGUGGUCACUUUUAAGGGAAACCGCAAGGCUCUGAGCUUUGGGCAGCAGAAGUUUAACCUUCACCAGCGGGGGCAGGAGUUUGAACCAAAAGCUAAACAUCCAACCUCUGGCUCUGCAGACUUGUGUCUCAUAACCAAAACCCCUCUAGCUGAAGUAGCUGCUCAUCUUAAGGCUUGUGGAGUCAAGAUUGAAGAGGGUCCCGUGGAGAGGACGGGGGCCGUGGGGACCAUCACCUCACUGUACUUUAGAGAUCCUGACCAAAAUCUUAUUGAAGUGUCAAACUAUAACCAGUCAACAGCAAAGGACUCUUCUUGAUACUUCUUUGGCCUUGGUUACUGACAUGUCAAAUAACUCACCAGCCCACCAAACUCAUUCUAGUCUGGAAUACAACGCAAAAUUAUUGCUUUUACUAUAAUUGUAUUUAGUUUAAACUGUUAUUUUAGAGUCUGUUAUGAGUCAUUAGGACAGGGUGUGGAUGUUCAGCUCUGCUUAAGUUUCUGUUUUAGUUGUGUUUGGACAAGGCAGUGCAGGCACAGUUUAGUAGAAAAAGUGAAGAAUACUACCAGAGGAUGUUUAUCCACAAGUUUAAAUGGGCACUUGUGAAGGUUUUUAUAUAACUCUGUCUGUGACAUUGCUUUGCAGAGGAAAAUAAAAGGUUAUAAU